AGAAGGCAGGGUGUCACCCACCCACAUAUAUAUACAAUACAGGGCCGGGAUCACAUACUUAUACACACAACAUCACGGUAGACGUCGCAGUAGUUUAUGAAUGUAGUAGUCGGUAAAACUAUAAAAUACGGCAGCGCGGUACACACACACGUAGCGAAUAUAGGACUCUCUCUCUAUUUAUAAGCCAGGCAAAGGCAGAAAUUGAAUCAAUCGCUCGCGCCAGAGACAUUCGCUCAGCGAACUUACUGUUUUCCGUUACAACACGUGAAAGGAGCUCGCGGAAUGCAGAUAGAAGGCAAGGUUGCGCUGGUGACGGGAGGUGCUCAGGGUCUCGGAUAUGCAUUUGUGCAAGCACUACUCGACAAAGGGGCGAAGAUUUGUUUCUGUGAUAUAAACACCAAUCAAGGCGAAGCCACACUGAAACAACUCUCCGAUAAAUAUGGCGCGGGAAAUGUCAUGUUCCGGCGCUGUGACGUCACCAGCCAGAAAGACAUGGAAGAGCUAUUUAAGGCAACAAAGGAUCGUUACGGACGAAUUGACAUCGUAUGUAACAAUGCUGGUAUGGGCGGGGAGACGUACCCGCAAUGGGAGCAAGUCGUCGACGUGAAUAUCAAAGGCAUGACGCGGGGCUCGUUUAUAGCCUUUGAAUACCUACGAAAUGACAAGGGCGGGAACGGAGGUGUCAUCGUCAAUAUCUCGUCUGCGGCAGGUUUGUCGGUCAACCCUAUGUCACCCGUAUAUUGUGCCACGAAGACCGCCAUCAUUGCACUUACCAGGUGUCUGGCUAGUAAUGAGGAGGUGCGGAAUUGUGGUAUACGGGUAAACACUCUGUGUCCCUCCUUUGCUGAUACAGACCUCGUGAAGCAGAUUUCGCCAUUUACACUACACGACGACGCUGAGACGAAAAUGGAAAACAGUGCAAAAGUCACUAAUUUCCUCAGUGCACAUGGUCUUAUGACGACAGACACGGUAGCGGAAAGUUUCAUGGAACUAGUAAUGGACGAAACAAAAAAUGGUGCCGUUCUCCGAGUAUCUAAAGGGAAAGGAAAUGAAUACUGCAAGAUAGAAGUCAGUGUGUGAGACUGGGAGUGUCUGUUAAUAUUCCUACAUUUGGAAUUAACCUUAAAUGAUACCAUACUUUAUCGUUUAAACAUGUCACUUUCCUCUGAUUGAUAGAAUCAGGUGGCAGUGUUACAACUUACCAAUAUUUGAUUACUGUGCGGUAAUUUUAUGCUGUUCGUAUAUGCAUUCAUAUUGUGUAUAGUCAUUCAAAAAGCUUCCAUUUAAAUAUUCUACUUACUAAUCGGAAUAUGUUCUAUCAUCUAGAGGAAAAUGGGAUGUUUAAGUGCCGUGCCGUACUGAAAAUUAACUUUUAUAAUACGCCGGUGCUAGAAGCUUUUACAAUCAUAUUGUUUGUCUUUAUGUUUGUAAAUUAUACGUGGAUAGAGGUUGUGAUUCUCCGUUCGUAAAAUCAUCUCUUUUUAUUUAAAACUUCACUGUCGCUAUUUAAAUCAUAAACAUGGAUAAAAAAGACAAUAGCACAAGGGUAUUCUUCUAUUAUUAAAAUAUGUCAUUUACUAGUAGUUAAAAAGCAGCAUUUUUUUAUUUUUAUUUUUAUCUGUCAUCAGUAUAGAUUAGGAUUGAGGUGCCACAUCCUUCAUCAUGCACGGCAACAUUGUACAAAACAUUAAAAUUUUCUUUUAUGUUUAAAAAAAAUAUUUUACAAUAAGGUGUAUGUAGGUUCACCACAUGUUUUUGCAUAUAUAAAAGGUUGUGAAUGAGGUCUUUAAAUCGCAAUUUGUUUUAAUGCUAUGUUUAUGUUUCUGUGAAUCGUAUUAGCAAUGUGUGUUGUGUUUAUAACAAAGUAUCAUAUAACGUUUGAUGUUGUGAUUGUAUCUACUGUUUUAAGUUGUUCGAUAAGAUUAGCUUUUUGAUGUCUUAAUACCCAGAUAGCUAACUCGUACCAGCACAUUGUACUGUUGUACAGAUGCAUACAUAUUACGAGGUUUGAUACAAGCUUGAAUAGUUGUCAGCUUGGAGGAAAA
Molecule: messenger RNA, 2045 nt
Organism: Mizuhopecten yessoensis (Yesso scallop)
Lineage: Eukaryota; Metazoa; Mollusca; Bivalvia; Pectinida; Pectinidae
Product: 15-hydroxyprostaglandin dehydrogenase [NAD(+)]-like
Exons: 7
Coding region: 283-1080 (265 amino acids)
Cellular component (GO): cytoplasm
Molecular function (GO): oxidoreductase activity, acting on the CH-OH group of donors, NAD or NADP as acceptor
Source: RefSeq, a predicted model, not a curated record